CUUGUGAUGUAGGAAGCGUCACAUACCUUGAAUGCAACGUGUGUUAAGACAAGUAGCGAGAACAAAAAAUACUUGGCAAAAAUGAAGCCAUUCGUUAGGCUGCUUGCUGUUUGGAUGGUUCUUCUAAGAAUGGAUGGCGCUCUUGGAACACACGUAAGGGUAUUUCCUCGAAAUCCAGAUUCCGUUGAAGAGCUUAAACAGACCGUGGAAUCGCUCAAGACGACCGUAGGCUCGUUAACCAGACAAAUGAUCUUACAGCAAUUGUUCGUGGAGGAAAGAGUAAGAUCUGAUGCUGAUUCUGGUGUGAAGCAAGUUCGACAUGUUCGAGAUGGCACCCAAAACUACCACUCGCAGUCCCACGGUAGUGCAACCCGUCUUGUCGCCAUCCAUGACCAUUCUAACAAUGAUCGUACUGUAGGUUUGGGAGAGUUUGUUGCAGUCCUCAACGGGGUAGAGUUCCGCACAAGACACAAUGACUAUCGCUUGUACAUGCCUCACAGGACCAGCAAGGAGUUACAUGCAGUAGAGGACAUUCCUUUCCCAGACGUUCCACCAGAGGUUACGAGCAAGAAAACUGUCAGUUUAGAGAUUGAAGAAAUGCGUGAAUGGUUCAAGGCAUGGAAAGACCAAGACUACAGUGUCAGAGACUAUCGCAAGUACUUCAAACCUGUGCUGUGCUAUCUCGAGGGAGCUUGGACAGCAGCAUCAGAAGGCAAGAUCGAUGAACCGUUCGAAAGUGACAGGCAUUUUGUAGACGCAUCCAGCUGGUUUGACCUGCAAGAGAAAGUUCGAUUCACUUCUUACGCCGGUAGAAAAGACAACUUGGAGAACUUCUCGUUUCUUCCCACCGCAGUCAUGAACAUCACAGAUGAAGAUUUGCCUGAAUUUGCCCAGUGGAACUAUCGCAUCCUUUGCCAUCCACUCAGCAGAGAUGUUCCUCUAAACCGCCUACGAGUAGUUGAUGAAGUUGCACCUCGAAUGGCAGGGAGAAGAACCUACGACGAACAUUCUGUGACACGUGCUGCUCGCUUCCAACUCAAUCCUUAUGACGAAGACAAGUUCACAGAACGCUUUCAGAGAGCAAAGUUUGGACUUCUUGACGARCUUAUGGCAGAGAUUCCUGGACAAGACAACUAUCCAGGUGAAUUGUAUGAUGACGCGUUUGGUUUAACGGCCUAUUCCUUGGCUCCAGGAAAAGAAGACCAAAAGCUCAGAGCAGACAGAUAUCAUCGGUGGUUCAGAGUUGCCGAACCCGAUGCAAUGGGCACAUCCAUCAGACAUCGUGCCUUUGCUGACCAAAAUCUUUUCAUGGCCAUGAACACACAACCCAAGGUUCGAGGCAUGACUCUUAACAGGUGCAAAGGUGAAGAUGAAGACAAGGUUUGUAACACUUGGCAUCAAAAAUGGUCGUAUGCCAUCCCCCUAGAGAUCAUCUACCUUACUCCCCUAAGCAAGUGGAAUCCAUACGACAUUGAGUUCAAGGGAAAAGACGGCAAGGGCUAUGCCAAUACAGUUACAGCCAAUGGAAGAAAUGGCGACUUGAUCAAAGAGAAAGCUUUCAAUGGGACAAACAGCAGGAAGUUUUACCGUACUCCAAUGGAGUUCUUUGCAGGGAACGAAGUUGAAGCGGAUGCUGCUGAUACAACUAAGAAUUCUGUUGGARUCUUGGACAAAAAGGGUGACAUGAGGAUCUGUAAAGCAACUGGGACAAGAAUCUUCUUUCCACCAAUCGGAGACCUUGGUAUUCUACGUCAACGCUAUCCCAUCAUGCCCAUACACGGCGAAGGAAGCGCUGUGUGGAAGGAACUGAAUGCAUUGAAAGACAUGGUUCUCAAGUCCAAGACAAAUGGCUAUAUAUUCAGGGAACCACUUCAAAGUGGGCCAGCACCAACAGAAACUCCAAAUAAAGACACGAGAUUCCAGGUUCAACUGUCUACGUCCAAUGCUGUUGUGCCCCAUACACAUGAGUUCGUUCUAACAUCAGAUGACAUGGCAUUUCUUAAAGCAGGAGGAUCCUUGGAAAUCAUCACCACGACAAUGUCGGCACAUGAGCAUACACUAAUGGUUAAAUGGGCAGCAUAUAACAGCCGUGUUACCAUUGUUCACUGUGAUGAUAAUGAUACUGCUAGUAAGAGAUGCUGGGAUAGACAUCCCGUCAUACCUAUCCCCAUUCCUGAUAUGUAGCAGAUAUUAUGCGACGAUAUACACGAAACUGCAAAAAACGUGAAUGUAACGAUAAAUCUAACAAAUUAAGUCAUCGUAUUUAAUUUGAGCUAAGAAAAUUAAUGUAAUAAAUCAUUUGCAGAUGGAGGAAAA
Actinia tenebrosa (Australian red waratah sea anemone) is the source of this 2316-nucleotide messenger RNA. RefSeq lists its product as uncharacterized. The record is from RefSeq and is a predicted model, not a curated record. NCBI's taxonomy places the organism in Eukaryota, Metazoa, Cnidaria, Anthozoa, Actiniaria, Actiniidae.